AUGCGUGUGUGUGUCGCGUGUAAUGCAUAAAAAAUGCAAGCAACAAUGAGAAGAUGCACUUGAGAGAGACAUUGAGACAAAAUAACGAAGCUAUUGAAGACAACGAGCAGAGAGUCGAGCCGUUCGUUAUAAUAAUCACACCGAAAACGAGAUAAAAACGAUUGCGGUUAGCUGCCCGAAACUGGAAAAACCACCGGAAAUUAACGCCAGAUUGCAAUGUUUUUGUUUUACAAUCGACGCAUUUUUGUCAUUAUAUUAAUUGAAUUUCUGCUGCUGCUGCUGAGCGAUGACAAUGGACAACCAACGCUGACCAAGUUGCCGACAACAGUUGCUGCCGCUACACAAUCGAAAAACUCAACAACACUAAAGCCGUAUAUACAGAUCAAGAAGCACGCCGUCACAAGACUGACCAUAACCAAUCCGAAUGCCACCCACUUACUGCACUGCAAUCCCAUCAUAAAUCCGUAUGACUACUACCAGGACGGCGCUCCCAUCUACUGCAGCUGGUACCGCAACGGCGAGGCCAUCGAGCACUUGGCCAUUCGCAACAAUCAGUUCUUCAUCUAUAAGAAUGGCACGCUGCGACUGCCGCCCAGUGAGCGCAUCAGCGGCGUCUAUCAUUGCCUAAUUGAGUCGGAUGACAUGAAAGUCAUAUCCGACAGCAUCACAGUCGAGUAUCCAGUGCUGAAACGUCUUGUGCUUGGCCCCCAGCAGAGCGCCAACGUAAGCGUCCCGGCGGAGGGAAACCUUGUGCUCGGCUGUCCCUUUUUUAGUGUGCCCGCUGCUCGCAUCAGCUGGUACUUUGGCAACGAGUCCUUGGCGAAUGAUAGCAGCGCUUUUAUCCUGAGCAACGGCACGCUCAUAGUGCGCAAGGUGCGACAGGAACAGGCCGGAAAAUACAAAUGCGUGGCCAAGAACCAGUACGCCAGCAGAACGCACCGCCAGUUCGUGUGGCUGGUGCGUGUCGAGCCGAAUGCCAGCGGGCCACAGACAGUGGCCACAACGACAACGCAUCUGUUGCCAGCCUUCCAGAAUGCCACACUGUAUGUGCCCACAGGAGGGUCGCUGCAGCUGCAGUGCCACGCGAUGGAGGACUAUGUGCCCAUCGAAUGGUGGCUGCAGCAUCCGAACAACUCCCUGUCCCAGCUGAGCAACAAUAGCAUGACGCUGGAAAUAACGAACGCCAGCAUGGCCCGGCAUGAGGGAUACUACAUGUGCACCACGCCCACAGACAGGCAGACGUUCCGGGUGAUAGUCACCGUUCCGCCGAGAAUAGUUAGCUCGCUGCCCGUGGAGCUGGGCUACAUCAGUUUGUCGACAACGCUCAGCUGUCGCGCUGAGGGCAAUCCGGAGCCCACGCUCAGCUGGUACCACAAUGGAGCACCGCUAAACAGUUCCUAUACGCGCUACAUCAGUGGCAACGAGCUGUACAUCCACUCCUUCGAUCCGGAGGAGGAGGGCAUCUAUCAGUGUUUCGCGCGCAACGUAGCCGGCGAGGAUUCCGUCACCGGCGAGAUGCGCUUCAAGCACCAGCUAGAGCAGCCGAAUCCGCUGCAGAACAUACGCUGCUACCCGCACAGCUUCCACACCAUCAAUGUCACCUUUGACAGCCGCACCCUGGAGUCGAUGUUCGUGGUGCACAUUGUGCGCAGCAAUCCGCAUCAGUGGAGCUCGUUUGCGCCCAUGAAACUGAAUCACACCUCGUUUGUGGUGAUCUCAACUGGCCUGCCCAUCUAUCGUCCCUUUGCGCUAAUCACCCGAUUCCUGCUGCCCACCUCGGAGGUGCGCUCGGGCAGCUUAGUGCCACAGCAGAUGAUGAUUAGCUCGCUGCGCAGUCCGGCCGUUGUCUGCUGCACCCAGGGCUUGCUGCUGCGGCUGGUACACCUAGGCAACGACACCUUUGUGAAGUGGUCGCAGGCGGAGCUGGACAACAAAAAGUAUUUCAUACUGCAGUUCUCCAUCAAUCACACCCAUCCGCAUCCCGCCCAGCUGCUGGAUGGGCCGCUGCAUGGCACCGUCACGGCCGUGGAGGAGAAGCCCGACGAGGUGCGUCGCCAGCUGACCAUCAUUCGGCCGCUCAAUCAGUCGGCUGCUGCCACAGUGCUGCGCAAUGCGGAGCACGAGGUGCUGGACAACGAGGUGGACGACCAGACGCUCGAAAUAGAGGAGGACAUCUUCAGCCUGGUGGUGGAUGCCAACGUCACUGGCCUGCUCCUGCAUCACUUCAGUCGCAUCAAGAUGCGUGUCCUGAUCAUCACCAGCGAGAACGAGUAUCUCGCCCAGGACUUUCGCUACGUACAGUGGAAGAUUAUCGAGAACGGCACAUCGGAUCAGGCCAACAUGUCCUUUCGCCUGAUUACCGUGGAGUCGCGCAUGCUGGCCUUCCAGUUCCUGGACAGCCUCAAUGACACCUGCGUCUACGAGUGCCACCUGCACGUGCAGCUGCCGCUGCGCAAGCAGGAGCCCAAGUGCAAGGAGCGCACCAUUGUCAACUCGGUGCUGCUCGUCUCGGGUCUCAGUGCCAAUGAGCGCUACAAUUUCCACUUCUACAAUUGCAAGCCGCAAAUCUUCUACGGCGAAAUGGAUGUGCAGACGCUGCCAGACCCGCCCGGCACUAUCAGCAAUUCGCGCGUGGUCAAGCACAAUGGCCUGAAGCUUAUAUGGGAGCCACCGCUGCAUCCCAACGGACGCGUCCAUCACUAUAACAUUCUCUGGACUCUGGGCAAUGUGACUCACGAGGCGAAUGUGCUGGAGUGUCGUCCUUGCUUCUAUAAGUUUCCCAAUGUGUCGGAGACCGACAAGAUUCAUGUGGCCGUGCGUGUCGUUGGUGAGACGGGCGUGGGCGCGCCCAUGUUCUUCGACCUGAUCAAUCAUCACAUACUGGAAACGGUGCAGAACUCGUCGAAUCAUGAAGUCUAUAGCGGCAUCGCCAUCGGCUCGCUGCUGUCGAUGCUUUGUGUUUUUUGCUUUGCGCUCUUCAUCAUAUUUCAGAGGCGUCGAUUCAAGGCACGCGCCCCGGGGCCAACGCAUUUGGCCACGCCCACCGACAUCAAUUUCGGCAAUCUGAGCAGUGCCUCGGGCAUACCGGGUGACAGUGCCGGUGGCCUUAGCGGCAACACAAUGCAGCAGGACUGCCACGAAAUGCAGACACUGAUUCCGCGCUCCCGCUACCACAUCGAGCUGCUGCCCGAGCGCACGCUGGAGUACCAGACGAGCACAGCGGCGGCAGCAACGUUGCCGAAUGGCAAUGGCAAUGGCAACGGCAACGGCAACGGAACGGCUGUACGGCGUUCGGAUCAGGAAGCGCAACUGGACCUCACCAUUGCGGGCGUGCACAACCUAUCACAGCUGCCACUGUGCGCCGGCUCGCCGGAGCGUAAAACCGUGCAGGAUGCCAUGCUCCAAGAGGCAAAGGCCUUCUACAUACCCUACCGCCACACGCCACCCAAUGCAGUGGCGCUACAGGCAGGCGGCAGCAGCAACUCCAAUGCCAGCCACAAGCAGAGCUCCUCAAAGAACAGCGAUAGCGGCCUGGAGGUGGCAGUGCCGCCCAAUUCGCUGCCGCUGGUGGCCACCGUGCCGGGGCUGGGCAGACGCAGCGGCAGCUUGAGCAGCAGCAGCGCCAGCAGCACCAGCAACGGCAGCAAGAAGCAAUUCCAUACAAAUUUCGCGCGGCACUCGAAUUCCAAUGAUGGCAUCUGCCUGCUGGCCGAGGAGGAGUCGGCUGCGACGCUGACGCCGACAUCGGAGCACGAGUACGCGUGUGUUAGUCUCACCAACGGUUUCAAGUUGCCCGCCGAAAUGACAAAGCAAAUGCCGAGCAAAAGCCAAUUUAGCAACAACAAUAACAGCAGCAGCAGCAGCAACCCGAAGUCAACUGCUGUACAGCAGAAGGAUCGCCAGCAGCAGCAGCAGCAGCAGCAGCCGCCGACGUCGCAGCAGUAUCCUUCUGCAUCCAUAGUUCCUGUCAACGGGCCACAGACGCACUCUGUGGGCGUUAAGAGCAAAAAGGCGACGACAAUGGCCAAGCAGGCGUGGCCAGCGUCUACGGCUCUGAAUCGGCGUGCCCAAGUCGAUCCAAAUGGCUGAACCUAAAUAGCUGGCAUUGUCGUCGUCGCCUCGCCAAGCAAAAGUAUUCCAUGAAGCUACUACUACACAUACACAUACACAUACAAUUCACUCUACACACACACAUGCACACAUGCACACAUACACAUUCGCAGCUCGAAACAUUCCAAACAUUGUGGAUCCCUAUAUUUGCAUUAGUUCAGUAUAAGGACACACACACAUACAUACAUAAGUAUAUGCUUAGUUAUAUGAAGUACAUUUUAUAAAUGUAUUUAUUUAUCUUUAUCUCUAUCCUUAUCUUUAUCUUCGAGAGCUAAAGUCGAACCAUGAGAAUACGGAUAAUAUACGAGAAUCUACGUACAUAAGCAGCAUAUUUAUAUACAUACAUAUAUAUAUGU
Molecule: messenger RNA, 4466 nt
Organism: Drosophila navojoa
Lineage: Eukaryota; Metazoa; Arthropoda; Insecta; Diptera; Drosophilidae
Gene: plum
Product: IgSF transmembrane protein plum
Biological process (GO): cell-cell adhesion
Molecular function (GO): protein binding
Source: RefSeq, a predicted model, not a curated record